This is a messenger RNA of Octopus sinensis (East Asian common octopus), 1152 nucleotides long. RefSeq lists its product as uncharacterized. The coding region runs from base 150 to 530 and encodes 126 amino acids. The record is from RefSeq and is a predicted model, not a curated record. NCBI's taxonomy places the organism in Eukaryota, Metazoa, Mollusca, Cephalopoda, Octopoda, Octopodidae. The transcript is spliced from 4 exons.
AACAUCGAAUACUUUGUAAACUACUCGAACUGGUCAGUGAAAAAUUUCAGCUCCAGUUAUCAACAGUCAUAUUCUAUGUCCCAUGCGCUAUUUUUUGUACGAUAUAUGGAACACUAAAUGAUCUACUGGAGAUAGAGGAGAUAGCUUUUAUGGUAUGCUUCUUGCUUGGCAGCACAUUUGCAAUGCUCAAGUAUUUCCAUGAAGGCAUAAUACUGUAUAACAAGAGCCAUGGUAUUCUACAGGAAAUUUACAAAUCAAACAUUGGUGAUAUUACCCCAGAGGCUAAAAUGGAGUUGACAUUUUUCAUUAAUCGCCUUUCUAAUGCUCGAAUCGGAUUAUGUAUUGGAAGAUUCUUCCUCGUAAACCAUUCAUCUGUUCUCGGCAUCUUUGGAACUGUGGUGUCAUAUGCGAUUUUGGCCUACCAAACGUCGAGUACCUAUUCUUCUAAUGUUCAGCGUCACCACGAAAUCCUGCCACAAAAUUCCACAAUGGGGCAUCUAAAUAGAACACUUCACAAACCAAUCAUCUAAAUACCUUACUGAAUCUUGACAGACAAUGGAGUCGUAUUUGACUUUUAGAAUACGUUUUCUUUUAAUCUUUCUUUGAAUUGGGUUUGUAAUUUCGUCAGUCAAUAAAUUUAUGUUGUAUCCUAUAUAAACAAGGGUAACUCGUAAAUUGACAAAACGAUGAAUAACCUUAAUCGAUUUUUGCUUAAAUUCUUAUCAAAGGUUUCUACAUCAAUCUCACCAAUUCCAAUGAAACAGACAACCAAUUUAUUUAGAGUGUUGAACAUUUACAGUAGCUACAGUAAACGGGAAUUGCUAAUUUGCAUACCGAACGCGAUAACAUUUUAUUUCAUAAAUUCCAGGGGUCCUUCAACGGAGAUCUCAGCACGCACAAUAUCAAGUUAUGGUAUGCCGUGAGCAUCAUCUAUAUGGUGUGGAAAAUAUUCUAUCAACAUUGUUCAAAUGGUAUAGGUAUCAUCUUUAAAAUUCAUCUGGGGCUUGGCCCUCGUGCCAUCCGUCUACUACAGAAAUCACGUUCGUGUUGUAUCCCAACACUACGACAGAACUAUUUCACCUCAACUGGUCCUGCUCCCUUCAAUAUUGUGCCAGCCCAUAUAAUACUAGACAAACCAACCACCUCCGGAUA